CGUAGGUUACGCGUUGACGCGCGCCGUGCGCCGUACCCUACGGCGUAGGCCCUGCGUCGAUUUAACGCGGAACCAUAAUUCAGGCUCUACGGUCGUCCUUGGUGACGGUCAGCAGGUUGAGUCCAUGCCGAGGUCAGUCGGCUGCUGCCGGGGUUGAUGUGGGGGACUCGGCCGGUCGUGGUUAAAGCAGCUCGGCCCCGCUGGUCCCGCUGGUCCCGCUGGUCCGGCGGUGAGCGACCUUCAGGACUCCGUCAUGGAUCUGACGCAGUUGGCAGUGGAUGCCGGUCAGUUCAUCAACCGCGCUGUGCAGUACACGGGAGAAAACCUGGGCCAGGCUGAGAGGACGGAGUUUGACCCCGGACUGGAGCAGCUGCUCACCCGGGCAGACGCCACCAAGACCUGGACGGACCAGAUCAUCUCCCAAACCGAGGCUCUGCUGCAGCCCAGUCCAGGAGCUCGUUUGGAGGACCGUCUGUACGAGCAUCUAGAGUGGAGUGUCCCGCCUCGGCCACGUGCACUUGAGUUACUGGGAGAGGAGAUGACCCUGGCUGGACUGGAGAUGGGAUCUAACGUACCCUAUGGUACAGCACUGAUAAGGUGUGGCGAGGCCCAGAAGCAGCUCGGAGAGGCAGAGAGGAAGUUUGUGCAAAGUACCAACAUUCACUUUCUCUCUCCUCUGAGGAGUUUCUCUGAGGGGGAGUACAGAGCCAUACAGAAUGAGCGUAAGAUGUUGGUGAACAAGCGUUUGGACUUGGACAUCGCUAAGAGCAGACUGAGGAAAGCCCACGAGGCCGACAGAGAGUCCAGAAACCUGAAUGCAAACCCGAUGCAAGACGACUACGUGGCUCAUGUGUCCUACAUGUUCAGCUUCCUGCGUGUUAAGUGGCUUAAGGCAUGGGCUCAGGAAAUCUCUCAGGCAGAGAUGGAGCUGAGGAUCUGUCAGAGUCUUUUCGACCGCCAGUUAGAAAUGACGCGUCUGCAACUGGACGGAAUGAGCAACACUCAUAUCAGCCACAUGCGAAGCCUGAUUGAUUUUGUGGACGGUCAGGCCUCUUAUUUUGCUCAGUGUAACCAACAUGCUCAGGAACUUCGGAGACAGCUCGCCAGCAUCCCCUCUGUCUUCUGCUCCAACAACUGGCAAUCAGCUCUUACUAAUGCAGCUAAUCAACCGUCAUCAAGCAGCCAUGUAGCUAAUGAGCCUAUUAGGUUAGACCAGAUCUCGCCAGCGCCCAACGACAUCCACCGGCUCCCAGACUUCGACCAGGACUCGUGGACUGUAAAUUCACUACCCAAAACUGCAAAAGAUUCCUCUCUAACUGCACUGCCAUCCGACCCCACGAACAACAACAAUAACAACAACACCUUUUCCAGUCCUUGCCUGGUAAACCAGCACGGUUCAGCAGUGAACAGCCAGUCAUCUGCAGACCUCGUCUUCACAUCGAACCAAGCAGAUGAGCUGCAAGAUCCCAGCAGGACCUGCAGCAUCCCGACUGACAGACCGGCAGCUUCUGCAGCAGAUUCUACCUCCACCGUCGCUGCAGCCGCCUCGGCCAACACGGCAACAGCAGCUUCACCACAUUCUCAAUCCAGUGCAACUUCAAGUGGGUCUGCUGAGACCGGGACCCCCAAUGGUGCGGCUCCUGAUUCACAAACAACCGGUGAAACUAAUGAAGAGGAUGUUCAGGAGCAAAAAUGAGCUUCUAAACAGGGACGUGGCACCAGGAGAAAACAGGUCAGCUGGUACUGACUUCAUCUGCAGCUUCAGCUGAAGUUGUCCCUCACAUUAAUAUAGUAGCAUCCCUUAUGACAGAAUUAUUAAUUUAAUCCCUUAACUAGGGCUGUGCGAUUAAUCGAUUUUAAAUCUAAAUCGGAUUUAUUAAUCAAGACGAUGUUAAAAAAAGGAAAAUCGGAAAAUCGAUUUUCCUUUUUUGCAGCUGGCUGCAUUACAGACAGAGCUCGUCUAGUCAUCUUUGUUUGGUCAAGAAAAUUGUAAAUGUUGUCACUUUACUAAACUCAAGGAGGAUUUACAGUAUCUUUCAAUUGCACUUAAUUCCCAAUAGGGAAAUUUGUUAUCUACUUUUCUUUAAAAAUAUAUAAAAAAAUAUUAAAAUAUAUAUAUAAGAUAAAAUAUUUGAAACAAUUUAUUCCAUUGUCUUUUGUAGUUUUACCAAAAAAAUCGAAAUUGAAAUCGAAAAUCGGGUUUUCAGAGAAAAAAAUCGGGAUUUUAUUUUUGUCCAAAAUCGCCCAGCCCUACCCUUAACCUUAUCAUGUGAACUUGUUGUAAAAGUACUUAUUUUUCUAAAUGUGAUUUAGUGCCACAGAAAUGUUAAAAUGUAGUAAUAUUUACAUAUGAUGUAUGAGUAUGAGUCUUGGCUUGCAGUAACAGAUGUUUUAGUUCCCAGUUUCAGGCAGGGGAAUCCGACUGUUACAUAUUUAAAGUGUAAAGUUGACCUCAGUCUUUGUCAGUCAAACUUAAUCUUGAUUUUUACAUAUAACUUAAUGACUGAAAAGAUUAAACUGUGUGCCAAGUGAACAAGACUCCACGUGUGUGUGUUUAACUGUUGAUUUUACAAGUGUACACAGACCUGUGACACCUUUAAAACAAAUGUGUGAGAUGAUGACUCAUGUUUUUACAAAGUGAGGUCAUUUUCCAUAUGAAACAGUCCCUCAAGUGUUGUGUUGGGGAACCGGAGCGGUUUCCUCAUGUAUACACUAAAACCACUUGUUGGUGUCCAUCAUCAGGAGGGCAGCCCUGCUCUGCUGUGAUGUGGGACCCUGGAAACAAACACACUAAUGUGGCCGAACUGAUGUAAUCAUCCACCCACCAGUAACAUGCCCCCCCACCCCGUAUGUAUUAUAUAAAAUAAACGAGACUCAUGUUUGAGUCACAAGUUUCUCCGUGCCAGGUUGGAGUUUUCUCUUAAUAUGCAAACGGUGACGUCAUGCCUCAAAUAAAAUCAAUCUUUGUUCCCCAGAGAGGGCAUUUAUGUUGUUUCCUCUUUUAAAUCAUCUUUCCCACGCAGGCCAGACCUCAGAUUUACAAAUGCACAGAUAUUUUCAGGUUUUGAUCAAGCGUCACAGAUCGAGCCAAAAGGGCUUUUUUUUGUUGUUGAAAAACAUCUCCAAAAAGAGCAUCCACCUUUCAAAACUUGUGGGUAACCACAUGAAAAACGCCUACAAAUAACUCUUAAAAACCCCUGAAUAAAGUAUGCUUUUCUCCUGUAUUUUGAUCCCACUUCAUCUCUUCCCUGUUGACCGCCGUCCAAACAGAUUACAUCGAUGAGAUGCAAUCUGUGCGGUAUUGAUCUGCCAUCAGUCAGGAGGCCCUUGGCUCAGAAACCCUGUAAACACUUACACCACACCACUAGAUGGGCUGUUUGUUUUUUUUUUUUAAGCUGAGCGGAUGUGCAGCCAAGCACUUACAGACAGAUUAAAUACCGCUUCUUUUUCUCCCAUGAGUCAUAAAACAAGAAUAGAUUCUCAUCAAUCUGUCCGCGGUCUCUCAUCUGAGUUCUUCCUCAAUACUGAAACAACAAGUCCCACA
Cololabis saira (Pacific saury) is the source of this 3544-nucleotide messenger RNA. RefSeq names its product endophilin-B1-like. The transcript is spliced from 10 exons. Gene Ontology annotation, molecular function: protein binding. Bases 254 to 1696 code for a protein of 480 amino acids. The record is from RefSeq and is a predicted model, not a curated record. NCBI's taxonomy places the organism in Eukaryota, Metazoa, Chordata, Actinopteri, Beloniformes, Belonidae. Gene Ontology annotation, cellular component: cytoplasm.